AUGAAAGCCACAAUUUUAGCAGCGGCAUUGGCCUUUGCCAGCCUGACUACCGCAGCCACUCCCGCUCAAUGGCGCUCAAGAUCCAUCUACCAGGUGUUGACUGAUCGUUUCGCCCGCACCGAUGGAAGCACUACCGCAAGAUGCAAUACGGGGGACGCACUCUACUGCGGUGGUACUUAUCAAGGCCUCAUCAAGAAACUCGACUAUAUCCAGAACAUGGGCUUUACUGCCAUCUGGAUCUCUCCAAUAACGUUCAACCUGGAGGAGAGAACUGCUUAUGGUCAAGCAUACCAUUCCUACUGGCAGCAGAACCUUUAUGCUCUGAACGAGCACUUUGGUAAUGCAAAUGACCUGAAAGCUCUUGCGGAUGCCUUGCACAGGCGGGGAAUGUACCUUAUGGUUGACGUGGUUGUGAACCACAUGGGCUGGCCCGGCUCGUUCAGCUCGGUAGACUACAGCAAAUUCAACCCGUUCAACCAGCAGCGUUACUUCCACCCGUACUGCACGCCAGACUACAACAACCAGAGCUCCGUAGAGGGCUGCUGGCUCGGUGACAACAAUGUCCAACUCGUUGAUCUGAAGACAGAGGAUCCAACCGUGGCGAACAUGCUAAACGCUUGGAUCCGCCAGCUAGUCUCCAACUACACAAUCGACGGCCUCCGCAUCGACACCGCCAAACACGUCUCUAAGUCCUUCUUCCCCGCCUUCAACGCCGCCGCCGGGAUUUUCAUAACCGGCGAAGUCUUCGACGGCAACCCGGCCUACACCUGCGACUACCAAAACUACAUGGACAGCGUUCUCAACUUCCCCAUCUACUUCCCGCUAACCCGGGCCUUCAGCUCCCCCACUGGCAGCAUCUCCGAGCUGGUCAACAUGGUCAACCAGCUUAAGAACGGCGCUUGCAAAGACACGAGUCUGCUGGGCACCUUUUCCGAGAACCACGACAUUACCCGCUUCGCGGCCAUCACGUCGGAUAUGAGCCAAGCGCGAAAUGUCCUCGCCUUCACGAUCCUGGCGGAUGGUGUCCCGAUCGUCUACCAGGGCCAAGAACAACACUUCAGCGGCGCGAGAGACCCGCUUAACCGCGAGGCGGUGUGGCUGAGUGGAUACAACACCAACGCCGAAUUGUACAAACUCACCGCUGCGCUGAACCAGAUCCGCAACCUCGCGGUCUUUAGGGAUGCGGGGUACGUGACGUACAAGAACUGGGUUAUUUACUCGGAUGCGAAUACGAUUGCCAUGAGGAAGGGGUUUGAUGGGGGGCAGAUUGUUACGGUGUUGAGUAAUAAGGGGACCGCGGGUAAUACGUAUACGCUGCAGCUCGGGAAUCAUGGGUUUGCGAAUGGGGCACAGGUGGUGGAUGUGUUGGCGUGCAGAACUGUUACGGUGGCGAAUGGGAACAUUCCUGUGCUUAUGGAGAGAGGGUUGCCGAGGGCUUUCUACCUUAGAAGUGGAUUGCUUGGGAGUGGGAUUUGUGGGCUGUAG
Molecule: messenger RNA, 1485 nt
Organism: Coniosporium apollinis CBS 100218
Lineage: Eukaryota; Fungi; Ascomycota; Dothideomycetes
Exons: 5
Coding region: 1-1485 (494 amino acids)
Biological process (GO): carbohydrate catabolic process
Molecular function (GO): alpha-amylase activity; calcium ion binding
Source: RefSeq, a predicted model, not a curated record